CGCUCAGCCCUCGGCUGCUCUUGUCGAGCUCUCACCUCGAUUGGUCGAGCCUGAACCGUCAUGGCUGCGCCCGUGUAACCCGGAGCCACCGCGGAGGGGACAGUGGCGGCGCGGGCCUGCCGAGACAGGAGUCACCAUGCUGAGGGCCGCGUGGCGCGCGCUGAGCUCCGUUCGUGCCCAGGCGGUGACACAGGCCCCAGUCCCUGCGCUGAGGGGCAGAAGCAGUGCCAAUCUGCCCUCCGCACGCUGCAGCCUGCAGCCUCCGAGUCUCUUGCAUGCCGCCCGUGCAUACUCCGUCCAGACACCAGUCCAACCGAAGCAAGACAAUGAACCGCCCUCUUCCACAUUCAUCAAAGAAUACAAGAACAUCAUCCCCAACAUGGAGAAGGUUGAUGAUGUUGUGAAAAGAAUCUUGUCUUUGGAAAUGGCCAACUCGAAAGAGAAGUUAAAAAUCAAACAAGAACAAUUGAUGAACAAGAUUGCGGAAAACCCUGAGGAUUCCAGAACCUUGGAGGCUCGAAUCACUGCCUUGACUGUCAGGAUCCGCAAUUAUGAAGAACACUUGCAAAAACAUCGAAAGGACAAAGCCCACAAACGUCAUCUGCAGAUAAGCAUCGACAAGAGGAAAAAGUUGCUCAAGAUGCUCCGUCAGACCAACUAUGAUGUCUUCGAAAAGACAUGCAAGGAGCUGGGGGUAGAAUACACGGUACCUCCUCUGCACUUCCAAAAGGUUCACCGUCGCUUCCUGGCCAAAAAGGCUCUGUGCAUUCAGGUUUACCAGGAGGUGCAAAAACUGAAGGAGCAAAGAAGGGCCUUAAAAACUGCUGGAGCUGCUGCCAAAAAGAAAAAUGAGGUGGUGCCAGAGAACCCUUCAAAUGCCCUAUCAGAGAAGACCAAAGAAAACUAAUAAAGUCCGUUCCUUUGAAGAAUGA
Molecule: messenger RNA, 932 nt
Organism: Arvicanthis niloticus (Nile rat)
Lineage: Eukaryota; Metazoa; Chordata; Mammalia; Rodentia; Muridae
Gene: Mrps15
Product: mitochondrial ribosomal protein S15
Biological process (GO): mitochondrial translation
Cellular component (GO): ribosome; mitochondrial small ribosomal subunit
Molecular function (GO): RNA binding; structural constituent of ribosome
Source: RefSeq, a predicted model, not a curated record